Messenger RNA from Hymenoscyphus albidus, 2021 nucleotides. Lineage: Eukaryota; Fungi; Ascomycota; Leotiomycetes; Helotiales; Helotiaceae. The record is from the annotation of a GenBank genome assembly.
CAGUAAUUUCUCCUUCAAAAUUCAAAGGAUCCUCAUAUCCCAAUUUUACUACCACUAUCAUAUUCAUCGCCCUUAUUGUCUCUGAUUAUCGAUUUUGAUACUCAAAUUCUACCAGAGAUGGCGGAAACUACCUCUCGCGAGGAAAAUGCUGAGAAUUUCUUCCUUGUGAGGAGAUAUAGUGAGCGCAUCAGAGAUGAGCUACCAAACGAGCCUUUGUCGCAGGAAUUGGCUGUGAAAGUAAAUUCAGAGGCAGAGCGUCAACAUAAGGGGAAAUACUAUAUUGAUGAGGCUAUGAAGGGGAUGUUUGGGGAAGAUGGCACAGAUCCCAAAUUGUGAGCUUUUCCCAUAUCAUAUUUUGAGCCGUCAUUUUGAGCCGUUGUUUCAUGCCAGAUAGGAAUUGUUCAUUGGCGUUGUAGUGGCUCCUCAUAGACGGGUUUCAUAUUUUUCAUUCAUUUAUUAUCAGCAUAUCGGCCUGCAUUGUUGCAAAGAGGCAGAAAGACCCCUCUUAAACUAUCUCGCCACCCUUGUUUUUCUGGAAAUAAACUAUCCAUAAAUACAGAUCUUUUUCUGACAUUCAAAAGCUACGAAUCUAUAUAUAACACCAAGUUAAGCGAGCUAGAGUCAAAAAGUGAAGAAGUCAAACUACACUGGCAUAAGUUCCAAUCAAAACUCAAGCUCUCAGAGGUGGAUAAAAUCAAGACAACUUCGGAACCAGACAUGAGUGUACUACGAGAUGCUAUCAAGGAAGCCGAAAGUCAAUUACAACAAAAGAAAGAAUCAAACCUAGGCAAAACCAAGACAUUCUUGAAUAGGAGUGUCUCAUGCCUUGAUAAGUAUCACCACCUCUUUGAUCUUCUGCCUACCGGUGAUAAGUAUACCUCAAUAUUUACAGGUUCACUCACCGCUAUUGUAAAGGUUAGAGAUUUAUUUGUUUUAUACUCUAAACCGCGCACCUUACGGCUCCCGCCAGAUGGCGCUGUUAUCUCCAAGAUCAUUUGUAUUGACUAGCUAACAUCGAAAUCCAGGCUACAGUAACCCACGAGAAAAUAGCGACCGAGAUGUCUGAUGGCUUUGACUAGAUUUCGGAUCAUGUCCGAGCAUUAUACUUCGUGGUCAAAGAUCAUCCAAACUCCAUGUACAUCAAAUACCACAUCACUCUCUUCUACUACGACCUGUUCGGAUUUUUGGUCAUCGUGAUGCAACAAUGGUAUUCAUCGUCUUGGCGGCGCAUCGCAAAAUCAUAUGGCGACAGCUUUCUCAAGAACGUUCAGGACACUUUGAAGAAAUUAGGUGGAUAUACAAGAAAGAUCAAAGAAGAGGAUACGAGGAGAAAGAGUGAGAACAGUCUACGGAAGCUAGAAGCUCUUGGCGCAAUCAUGGAAGCGAGCCUCAUGGAGCAGGCGAGGAUGAGAAAGACGCAAGAAAGGAUGGCAAUGGAAAAUGCGUUCUUGUCUGCGUUAGUGCAGCAACAGCUGCCACCCAAUGUUGUAAGGGAUUUCCUGAAAGACACAACUAAUGACGGAAGUAUGGGACCUCCACCGCGCCCGGGGGUAAUGAUGGGCUCGAUUACGGAGACCUUCGCAAACCCUGGUCCUUCUUGGUCACAAGAAAGUAUUUUGGCCGAUGUGGAACCUCUGAAGCAGUACUUGCAGACCCCGCAAGAUGUCAAUAGAUUGGUAGAGCUCAGCCGAUCCAUCGCUGUAAACACAGAAAUCUCGAUACGACUACACAAAUGGGUCACGAAUCCAGACUCAGAAGCACUAUGGAUUGAAGGGCCAUAUGGCCUUUCUUACCCCACUAAAAGCACCCUUACAUCUGCCUUUAUGCUAGGCAAUUUGCGACGCGUCGGCAUUCCAGUAAUCGUAGAGUUUUGUCAGUACAAAAGACCAUGGGACCGAGAGAAAGAGCUACUCAAAGUGAUAUACGGACUGAUUUACCAAGCUGCAACUACGUUGGAGAAGCUUGAGCAGGAGCUCAUUGACAUCGAUUUCACAUCGCCACGAUUUCAGACCUUGAACUAG